AUGUGCUUCGAAGACUUCGCCUACUGCAAAUACUGCGACUACACAGUCCAGCAGAAAGAAUUCUGCCGCGGAUACCGCCUCGAAUGGGCCCAAGUCCUAAUCGGCCAAUCCAACAAGACGUCGAAGCAGAUCGAAGACGAAUGCAAGAAAUACGUAAACUGCAUCUUCUUCUAUUAUCUUGGAGAAUGUCCCAGAUGCUCGAACCCGCCGCCGCUGGACCGAAUCCACGAACAAAUCUCCUGGGCCUUUAAGAGUCCCAAGGAAUUCACGGGAGAGGUCCCUAAAAAGUAUGACGUGAUUCAGGGUGAAGUUUGCUCUUGUGGGUGUUAUCAGCGGGAGAUCAAGAAGUAA
Molecule: messenger RNA, 351 nt
Organism: Trichoderma aggressivum f. europaeum
Lineage: Eukaryota; Fungi; Ascomycota; Sordariomycetes; Hypocreales; Hypocreaceae
Exons: 1
Coding region: 1-351 (116 amino acids)
Source: RefSeq, a predicted model, not a curated record